Molecule: messenger RNA, 4749 nt
Organism: Symbiodinium necroappetens
Lineage: Eukaryota; Dinophyceae; Suessiales; Symbiodiniaceae
Source: the annotation of a GenBank genome assembly
AUGGAUGCAUCCGUCCCACCUCCACCGACGGUUCCAGAGGCAUGGCUGCCCAACAAGCUUCGAAAGCGUCAAGGCCUGCUGGAUCACACCGACGUGCCUGCCCGGCAGAAGGUGCCUUUCAUCCACUGGGGCUACAGGCCGCCUCCCGCAGGGCCCUGGGACCUGAUCCGAAGCAUUUUUCGGAUCCACAACGAGACAGGUAACAUCUGGUCUCACUUGAUUGGCGCUGGCUACUUCGCUUGGGUUGGGGUAGAUGCAGCCCUGGGUUUCUCGAGAGCGACGAGCUUUGAGCAGCAGGAAAGUUCUGCAUGGCAGAGCCAUGAAUAUGAUACUUCCGUGCGUUCUGAUUCUGUUGGCGAUGGCGCUUUUGAUCUGGUGCCACGCUACUGCGCUUCUUUGCAGCACGAUGCCGAUGUUGUUUUUCUACAAGGUUCCCAACAUCCACACCGUGCAUUGCUGAUAUUCAGGAAAGAUCCAAACGAUGGCUCUUCCACAGUAUUUCUUGGCUUAAUAGCUCCUUGGCAUGGGAUGUUCAGGAGUACGGCCAGCAAGCCUCGAUCCCCGAAAUGUGUGGGUGGCCCUGCAGCACAGGUGAUACAGAUGCUGCCCUUGCUCUUCCUGGAGUUGAGAAUAGCGCGCUACACUCAGCAGCAGAGAGCACUUGCCCAUGAGGAUCCGACCCAUGCCGCUCAGGUCGUGUCCAGAUCCGGAAGCGAUGCUGGCGAUGUUUGGCACCAAGGCCACGUGACAAUGGCUCAUGGAACCAUCCGGUUCAGUUCGGAGAGUAAUCCUUGGGGCUCAUCGUUGAACUUUAGCAUCUGGGGUCUGAAGGUACUCCUCCUCCAUGGAUGCUUCAUGACGCUUCGAGUCUGCGUGCCCCAGCUUGAGAAAGCAAGCCUGGCCCUUGAUGGAGGUCGGGAUCGGGUGGUCCAAUCUCCUCGGCACGAUUGCGGUGGUCGGAGUGCCGCCUGGCUGCAUUCCGGCUUCCGCUUCAAGUGGAAAGUGGAAUCUGUCACCGAGCACAUGGAUGUACUGUGCCUCGUUGUCUUGGCGGGCAUUGGAGCUCUGCUGACGGAGGUGUUCGAGUAUGACACGCCAUACCUAUUGCUUGAACACACGAUAUUUACGGCUUCGAGCUACAUCGAAGUCGUUGGCUUUGUGCCCGCUGUGUGGAUGGUGCACCAAUCUGCCAAGAAGAACGACGAUGCAGCUCCGAUUGAUAGGGUGACCCGGACGGGUGGUGUUGACCUGCAGCGGCAAGCAAUCUUCUUCUUUGUGUCCAGCCUGCGCCAGUGUUUCCAUGAGGUUGUUGGCGGCAAGAGUCAUGCCACAGCCCUUUGGAUCUUUAUUUUGGUCGUAGCCAGUGCUUAUUGCUGUGUUUGUUCCGUCGUCUUUCACCUCUGCUCCUGUACUCAUGUCGGUGUCAGAGACUGCACGUACAAGAUGGAUCUGACGGGCAUUGUGGUCUUGAUCGCUGCAUCGUACUUCACUGGCAUCGCCCUUGGCUACCGUUGCUAUCCCGCCUUGCGCAGCUUCUAUCUCGCAUAUGCUGCCUUGAUCUCUGUAGCGCUGGCAGUGUCGCGGCGGGACUGGCUGCAUCUAGCCAGCGCCGCAGGUUUCGGCCUAGGCUUCGUGGGCCAGCGGGUGAGAGCCAGCAACAUCGGCAAGCAGACAGUCAUACACACAGUCGGGGGGAAAGAGGUGGCGAUCCCAGGAUCGAAUCCAGACACAAUGGUAGCCCACGCGUUAGACAAGACGGUGUACCCUGCACAGUGGCCUUACACAGCCAGAGAUUUCUUUCGGCUGGAUGGCAGUGACGAUGCGGAGUUCUAUGCUGAGCCAAAGCUUGUGAAGCAUUUAGAGGACCAGACGCUUGCCGCUCUCACGCGUUUCUAUGCGGCAGUUUUUCCGAAGGAUCAAGCCUUCGAUGCCUUGGACAUCUGCUCGUCCUGGAUCUCUCAUUAUCCCAAAGAGCCCAAGCCCAAUCGCCUUGCGAUCACCGGAAUGAAUGCGGAAGAGCUGAAGCGCAAUGUGCAGGCGACAGACUGGACGGUACAGGACCUGAACGCGACCCCAAAGCUGCCAUAUGGUGAUGCCGAGUUCGACGUUGUCACCAACACGGUGUCGGUGGACUACUUGACCAAGCCACUUGAGGUCUUCACGGAAAUUGGCCGCGUCUUACGACCUGGAGGAUUGGCCAUCGUGGCUUUCUCAAACCGCUGCUUCCUGUCAAAGCUGGUCGCCAUCUGGAGCGUGGGUGACCCCGAUGACCGCGCGGAAGUGGCAGCGAGCUACUUCCAUUUUGCAGGCUGCUUCGGUGAUCCUGAGGUUGUUGAUCUCUCGCCGCUCUUGAAGCCAGAGCUGGUGAAGGAUUUGGCACAGCACAUGGUGCUGUGCGUAGUCCUUGGGCUCGUUCCUGCCGUGCAUUUCCUCUGUGCAGCCACUGGGAAGCAAGUAGCAUCACAUGACGGCCUUCCGGCUUCGAUGAGCCUGUCUCUGCAGGAAGAGUGGAGCCCCGAGCUCCUGAAUGAACUGCAACGCGCAUGCGCCCAAGCUGCCCUCAUAUUCUCGCAGUCGCAUGCUUCCGUUUCCUUCCGAUCUUGCCGUUGUUUACAUGGCUUGUUCAGUCUGCAUGCCGGCUGCAGCAUUCAACUUAAGUUGCGUGCUUUAGCUAGACAAGUGAUGGCUGUCGUUGGGGAAAACCACCCGACGCCAAUAACCCUUGAUUUGAAGAGCCCUCCUGUCGAUGUAAAUGCUCCACUGGAUGCGCGGGACAUCGAAUUGGUGCAGCAAACGUUUGCACGGGUGGCGAUGCUAGGUUCGAACACCAUCGGGCGGAUCCUGUUUAUGAACAUUUUCAAGAUCGCCCCGGGUGCUGUGGAGCUGUUCCCCUUCGCAAAAGGCGAUGCGCACAUGUGGAGACCUGGAAGUCCACUGGAGGUGCAUGCUCUGAAGGUGGUGGAGACCGUGGCCACGGCCGUGUCCCUCUUGAAGGACUUGGACACUUUGGUGCCUGUUUUGCAGAGCCUGGGUCUGAAACACGUGGGCUACGGGGUCGAGAAGGCCCACUACGACGUGGUAGGCCAGGCCCUCAUCGCCACCUUGGAAGUGGCCCUCUCGCGCCACUUCACUGAGCCAGUGAAGAAUGCCUACUUAAAGGUUUGGACGAUUGUCAGGGACACCAUGAUCAGUGACAACUAUGCGGUGCCUGUGCUGGAAAGCGGGUCCUUGGACUAUGAGGAUGUGCAGAAUGCGUUGCAGACCGCGCCUGGCAGCCACUUUGCCUGGCCGACAGACUGGCCGCAGAGUUCGAGGAGCGACAGCGGCCUUCGCUGGGGCGGCUGGGCUCAGGAGGCGCGGUUCCGGCUGAUGGGUCGGCAGCCCGAGGAAGGCACUCGGCUUCCGAAGCCUGACUUGCUUUCGGAUGGGGCGAUGGCGCUGCCAAUGAGCACCAUGACGUCCGGCAAGCGGCGGACGUACCCAAAUCGAAGCACUUUUCAGGCACAUGUCUGCUGCGUGAUGGAUCCACUUCAGGUGCCUCACGUUCUGGAGUCCUUGCAGAAAAGCCCUCAAUUCAAGUCGGUUCGGAGCUGGCCGUAUGCGUAUCGCAUCGUCUCGCCGUUUGAUGGUGAGGUGCACAUGGAGAGCGAUGACGACCAUGAUCCGGGAGCGGGUGGCAAGAUGCUCGGGUUGCUCAAGCGCAUGGGACUGGAGAAUCUUCUCCUCAUCAUCUCACAUUGGGACAGCGGCAGCAGUAACCGCUUGGGCGCAGAACUCUUCAAGUGUGUCACGGAGCAAUGCAAGGACUUGCUGAAAGAACUUCAGGAGGCAGUCCGGGCCUCCUUCCCCCCUGAGGAGCUUCUGAUUGCUGGCAGGUCAACCGAGCAAGAGGAUGCCCCGGCACUUGAGGACGGUCAGACGCCUGGUAGCGGUACAGAAUCCAUGUUUGGCAGCGACACGUAUGGAGAGACUUUCAGCGAUCCGUUCCAGGUUCCAGAUCCGCCGUCGACAUCGAGGCAUGUCGAUCUCCGUGCCAUCGGUGCGACUCCUCCUCCCGAGCUGAUGUACGCAAGCCGGGGGGUGUGCAUCCAGCAGAAUCGGCGGAUGUGGCCCUCUCCGCCGAAGCGGCUGCAUCCCAGCGGUCAUGCCAGCCGUGAUUCCAUGGGUUUCCUGGUGCAGAGUGCCUGCCGGAAGGGUGGCGAGCAGAACCCAACCCAUGACUUCGGUGCUGCGGUGGGACCAAAGACCAGCAACAGAGGCGACGGACUGCCGAUGGGUAGCGUGAAGUCCAAGCGAGACCAGGCCUACACGUUCAUCACGGAGGGGGACAUCCCAGAAGUUGUUGACUUCAAUGGGUUAUCCAACGAGGAGCUGGAGAAGUUGUGCUCGCAGCUGCAGAGCGACAGGGAUGGCUUGGAUUCACAGUUGCUGGGCCUCGCACACUACGAGGAUGUCCUGAAGCCGCAGGUGGAGAAGACGAAAUCUGAGAGCAAAGCUAAAGGCCAUUCGAAAAGGCAGCGGAAGUGCCCGCGGCGCGGCGUAAGUGAUGCCAAUACGGAAGCCGCGUGCGUACUCCCCUACCUGCUCCUAAUGUUUGGCAGCUACGGUGCGGGGGCUUGCUUCUACUUUGCUCGCUGGCCCGAGUGUUGCUGGCCGGGGUACUUCGACAUAAUCGGACACAGCCAUCAGGAGAUGGUUAGUGUUCAGACAGGCUGUUACCACAAGAUGCUGCAAGCCUCAUCUAGGUAG